Messenger RNA from Cannabis sativa, 889 nucleotides. RefSeq names its product dirigent protein 21-like. The transcript has a single exon. The record is from RefSeq and is a predicted model, not a curated record. The coding region runs from base 156 to 743 and encodes 195 amino acids. NCBI's taxonomy places the organism in Eukaryota, Viridiplantae, Streptophyta, Magnoliopsida, Rosales, Cannabaceae.
AGUAGAUUACAACAAUCUUAUUUUCCUAAUAAAUAUAUAUUCCAAUUAUACUCAAAAUCAAUUAAAAAAUAAAAGAACAGCAUAAACAUUUGGCUAUAUAUAUAUAUAUCAUGCAUAAAUAUUAGACAAUUUCAUCACAAGCAAUUUUCACAACCAUGGCCAAAAGUCUCGAAAACCUCACCACUCUUCUCCUCAUAACACUAACUAUUUUCUCAUUCAUUAGCCUUAGCACCGCACAUGACUACUCUUUCUCAAAAGACCUAUCAGCCGAGAAGGAAUUAAAUCAUAAAAAACAGAAACUAACACACCUUCACUUUUAUUUCCACGAUGUUGUGAGCGGCCCAAACGCCACGGCGUUAAGGGUCGCUCAGGCAGCAACGACGAACGUUUCUGCGGUGAGUUUCGGGUACGUGGCGGUGUUAGACGACCCUCUUACGGUGGGGCCGGAACCAAGCUCUAAGAAGAUAGGAAGUGCUCAAGGGAUGUACAUCUCCACUUCUCAGAGCGAUCUUCAGCUUCAAUUGGUUGUGAAUUAUGUAUUCACUGAAGGGAUUUACAACGGUAGCACUCUUAGCAUAUUGGGACACAACGCCAUACUCACCCCAUUAAGAGAGUUGCCUAUUGUUGGUGGAACUGGAGUUUUUAGGUUCGCAACGGGUUAUGCUCAUCUCACAACUUAUAUGUUUAAUCUCACUAGUCUUGAUGCUAUUGUUGAGUACAAUGUCUAUGUUUUGCAUUACUAGAUCUAGGUAAUAUAUAUGUCGUUUAUAUUUUGAUAUUUUUCGACUAAUUAUGUGUACCUCUAAUGUGUUACAUAAUUUAGUAAUAAUAAUGUUACUUUUUAUUUUGAAACAAUAAUAAUAUAUAUAGAUAAAUAAUAUAAAUAAAA